AUGGAUGGUGGUUGGUUGUAUUGGUGGGUGGUGGUUAUAAUGGUGGGUGAUGGGCGGGUAGUAAUGAUGGUGGUGAAUGUGGGUGAGUGGGUGAUAGUUGUGAUGGGUGAGGGUGGUGGUGGCAGCGGCGACGGGUUGGGGUGGUGGUGGUGGGUGGUAGGUAGUGAUGAGUGGUGGGUGUGGGAGGCGGUGGUGAUGGGCGGUGGAGGUGGGUGGUGGUGGUGGGGUGGCGAUGGUGGUGGCGAGUGGUGGUUGGUGAUGUGCAUGAUCUUGACAAUGUUGAAUUAUGAAAAUGUAUCAAGUAUGUUUAUGUAG
Molecule: messenger RNA, 315 nt
Organism: Lactuca sativa (garden lettuce)
Lineage: Eukaryota; Viridiplantae; Streptophyta; Magnoliopsida; Asterales; Asteraceae
Source: RefSeq, a predicted model, not a curated record